AUGGGGAAGAAGAACAAGAGAAAUCAGGGCCCUGCAUCUUUCGAGAUCCCACAGAGACCUAAGAUGGUGUCUGAGGCCUGCUCUACACCUGAGGCAUCUGUAGCCUCCCUAGAGGACAAUGAAUCGUCACCCUCACCUCGAUCGGAUGCCAGAUCCUACACACCAGAAUCCGAGGAUGACGAGGCCCCUGCCACGAAGGGUGAUAUAAAGAGACUCCUGGUUGAGCUAAGGCAGGUCUGGAGAGAAGAUCUUCAGAAGGUCUAA
Molecule: messenger RNA, 264 nt
Organism: Pelobates cultripes (western spadefoot toad)
Lineage: Eukaryota; Metazoa; Chordata; Amphibia; Anura; Pelobatidae
Source: the annotation of a GenBank genome assembly